AUGGACGACUUCUUCCUCAUCACUGCCGCCAGCUCGACGGAUACCGUCGACUCCUUCUCCCUCGACGACCCCCACUCUGACAUUUCGUCUCCGUCUCCCGAGCUCUCCCCUCGAGACCGCUCUAUCCUCCUCGCCCACCUCACCUCAUCUGCUCCUGUCAAUGAGGACCGGAUAGAGGGCUACAACACCUACUGCGUUAUCGCAUGA
This is a messenger RNA of Trametes versicolor FP-101664 SS1, 207 nucleotides long. Its product is annotated as B mating type pheromone. Lineage: Eukaryota; Fungi; Basidiomycota; Agaricomycetes; Polyporales; Polyporaceae. The record is from RefSeq and is a predicted model, not a curated record. Bases 1 to 207 code for a protein of 68 amino acids. The transcript has a single exon.